AUUGUUAGUAAGAAGUCUCUAUAAGAGUUGUAUGUGACAACAUGCUGUGCAGUGACGUCUAUGCAGGGGUGAAGACAGAGAUGUUUUCUUGUGAAACCAAAUCUCAGAAUUCAGAUCGCCCAAUGGAUCUGGGCUUGGCUGAAGAUCACUUUUCUCGACCUGUGGGUUUGUUUGUGGCAUCUGAUGUAGAGCAGCUGAAACUUGCCAUAGAGGAGUGCAAGAGACUGAUCCUGGAACUACCAGAGCAUUCAGAGAAACAAAAAGACACAGUGGUCAAACUUAUCCACCUUCGACUUAAACUACAAGAACUACAGGACCCAGAGGAAGAUGAGCCCAACCUGCAGAUUAUGUUAGAGCAUCGCUUCUCAAAGGAGAAGAGCAAGAGUGUGAAACAGAUGUGUGACAGGUGUAGCACCAUUAUAUGGGGUCUCAUUCAAACCUGGUACACCUGCACAGGUUGUUAUUACCGCUGCCAUAGCAAGUGCAUGAAUCUUAUCAACAAACCAUGUGUAAGAUCAAAGGUCAGCCAUCAGUCUGAGUAUGAACUCAACAUCUGUCCUGAGAUUGGUCUGGACAAACAGGACUACAGAUGUUCUGAAUGCCGGACACCCAUUUCAUUGCGUGGUAUUCCUAAUGAGGCACGUCAGUGUGAUUAUACCGGUCAGUAUUACUGCAGCAGUUGCCACUGGAAUGACACUGCUAUCGUUCCAGCAAGAGUCAUACACAACUGGGAGUUUGAACCCCGUAAGGUGUGUCGUUCCUCAAUGCGUUAUCUUGCUUUAAUGAUGCCCAGGCCUGUGCUCAGACUGAAGGAGAUUAAUCCACUGCUUUUCAACUUUGUGGAGGACCUUGUUGAGAUCAGAAAAUUACGUCAGGAUAUCUUGCUAAUGAAGCCAUAUUUUAUAACCUGUAAGGAAGCCAUGGAGGCCCGACUUCUGCUGCACCUUCAAGACCGGCAGCACUUUGUGGAGAAUGAUGACAUGUAUAGCCUACAGGAUCUGAUUGACACUUCCAAUGGACAUCUCAGCUGUUCCCUUACUGAAAUUCACACAACUUUUGCGAAACAUAUUAAACUGGAUUGUGAGAAAUGCCAGGCCAAAGGAUUCAUGUGUGAAUUGUGUAGAGAGGGUGACAGUCUCUUUCCAUUUGACAGCCACACCUCCGUUUGUCAUGACUGCUUAGCAGUUUUCCACAGGGAUUGUUACUAUGAUAACUCAACUAUGUGUCCACAUUGUGAGAGAAUGCUGGAACACAAACAUGAGGUACCUCUGAAACUGUAGCAGAAGUAGGGCUGAUUCCUGAUGGAUUAAUGGCAUACAAACACAGUAGAAGAUCUUCUGAACGCAUGUGGGUCUUGCUCAGUUACUUUGUUUCUUCUCUUUAUUUAUUCUGAGGUUUAAAUCAUGCUCCUGUCAGCUUUUGUGUUGAUUUUAAUUCAGUUUCAAAAAAUAUAUACUAAAAAGCAACAGUUUUAAUUUAUAGACAUAUACUGAGAAUGUACUGUACCUUAAAUAUUGUGGAUAAUAUUAAGAACAUAAAUUGUGCUUCCAUAUUAUGUGGUCAGUGUGGUAAAGUUUUUAUCUAUUCAUGCAUGAGAAGAGGAAUCUUCUUUAAGAUUAAAAGUCAGAAUGCUGUUAUUGCCGCUGUAAUUACUGAAAUUUAGUGAAACUGAUAUGUUUUAAAGAGACCAAUAUUUCUCUCUAUUAUAUAUCUUUACACAAUGAAUGAAUGAAAAAAAUAAUAAUAAACAAAUAAAGAAAUGU
Danio aesculapii is the source of this 1763-nucleotide messenger RNA. RefSeq names its product differentially expressed in FDCP 8 homolog (gene def8). The record is from RefSeq and is a predicted model, not a curated record. NCBI's taxonomy places the organism in Eukaryota, Metazoa, Chordata, Actinopteri, Cypriniformes, Danionidae. The transcript has 11 exons. The coding region runs from base 42 to 1280 and encodes 412 amino acids.